AGACUUUCUUCAAGAGACUGAAGUCUACAUUUCAUUUCACGACCGUUUCCUCUCCUUUCCCCGCCCCUUGUCAACAAUGGCGGGUCUCUACGCCUCUCUAAGGCCGCAACCACCGUCCUCAGCCUCUACUACCCAUUCUUUCACCGCCAAGCUCCUUCUCCUUCUCACUCUCCUUCCUCUAUCCCUCUCACUUUUAGCUUUUGUCCUCCAAUGGCGUGGCGGGGGUGUCGACGAUCCAAUAUCGCGGUGGUCCCCUGAAGAGUCUCACAAGUUCCCGGGAAUGGACAGCUCUCCUCUUGCCACCGUAGGUCACUCGUCCCACUCAUCUGAUUGCUCCCUGCUUGGCCAACGGAAUUCGGCGUUCUUCUCUUAUUACAAGGACUCACAGUUCAAUAUUGUAUCAGAUCUAAAACCCAAGAUAUGUAUUACAACAAGUACGUCCGGCGGCUUAGACCAAAUUCUUCCAUGGAUGUUCUAUCAUAAAGUUAUUGGCGUGACAACAUUUUUACUUUUUGUCGAAGGGAAGGCUGCAUCUCCUGAAGUAUCCAAAGUGCUUGAGUCUAUUCCUGGAGUAAAAGUAAUUUACAGAACCAAAGAGCUAGAGGAGCAACAGGCUAAGAGCCGGAUUUGGAAUGAAACAUGGCUGUCAAGUUUCUUUUACAAACCUUGCAACUAUGAGCUUUUUGUGAAGCAAUCUCUAAAUAUGGAGAUGGCUAUUGUAAUGGCAAGGGAUGCUGGCGUUGAGUGGAUAAUUCAUCUAGACACAGACGAGUUAUUACACCCAGGUGGUGCUCGUGAGUAUUCUUUGCGACAGUUACUACUAGAUGUGCCUUCAAACGUGGAUAUGGUUGUCUUUCCAAAUUAUGAGAGCAGUGUGGAACGGGACGAUGUCAAGGAUCCUUUUACAGAGGUAUCAAUGUUCAAGAAGAAUUAUGAUCAUCUAACAAAAGAUACAUAUUUUGGGAUGUACAAAGAAGCAACUCGCGGCAAUCCGAACUACUUUCUAACUUAUGGUAAUGGGAAGUCAGCUGCUCGUAUACAAGAGCAUCUUCGUCCCAAUGGAGCCCACAGGUGGCACAAUUACAUGAAAUCUCCAAAUGAGAUUAAAUUGGAAGAGGCUGCUGUUCUUCAUUACACAUAUUCAAAGUUCUCAGAUUUAACUUCCAGAAGAGAUCGAUGUGGUUGCAAGCCUACAAAGGAGGAUGUCAAAAGAUGCUUCAUGUUGGAGUUUGAUAGAUCUGCAUUUAUUAUUGCUUCAACUGCAACAGAGGAGGAGAUGCUGAACUGGUACCGUGAACAUGUAGUCUGGAGUGAUAAAAUACUUAACAUGAAACUAUUGAGAAAGGGCAUUUUGACUCGUAUUUAUGCUCCCAUGGUGAUCAUCCAAGGACUGAAAGAGUCUGGUGUGUUUGGGUCCAUCAUCACAUCUGCCCAGAAAAGUCUCUCAAAUGACAUGGUUUUAGCAUCCAUUAAGAGGGUGGGCAAUUCCACAAGAGCAGUUGCCUCUCAAUCGCUUCCAUCAAGAAAGAUUGGCCGGAACCAAGUUUCUCAGGUGGUGAUGGUUAGAAAAACAUUACAGGUGAUAGAUCCGUCCUUCCUGGCUCACCUGCCAGCUGUCCCUCCAUUGUCUCCCCCCAGCAUAGACCAUUAUUGAAGGCCUGUGUCUCAUUCUUUUGGUCUGAUGACUUUGAUCUACAUAACCAUUCCGAUCAUUACUCAAGCGGAGAUGUAAAUGCAUGCUGGAGAUUCGAGGGGGUAUCAGAUCCUUGUGCUUGUGUAUAGGAAAUACCAGUUAACCCGUGUUUCGGUCAUUCUAACUGUAUUUUUGUGAUGGAUUUGUAUUGGUGUAUCAUAUUUUGGUUACUGCCCGGUGGGUCUAACGUGUAAUGGUGAAGUAAUUGGUUCUGUUAUCCGAUUCAUGAGAAACAUUUGUUAAAGUGACUCUUGCAGUUCACAUCAAAGAAAUACAUAAUGAUGGUGUAAUGGCAUGGGGAAUUUCCAACAAAGCAAAGCCUUUUAAAAGGAAACCUAUGACC
Molecule: messenger RNA, 2036 nt
Organism: Cuscuta europaea
Lineage: Eukaryota; Viridiplantae; Streptophyta; Magnoliopsida; Solanales; Convolvulaceae
Source: the annotation of a GenBank genome assembly